ACCACCUCCCGCACGAAGCACGGGAACUCGUUUGGUGGGUUCGAUUCGGUUGGCUUACGUUACCUGUCCUGAUAAUUCUUGGGGCCGAGACUGGAAAAAUAUGUCUGGGACUCGACAAUGAUGAUUUUCGAACAUUAUCCAGCGAUGUUUCACUUUCUUAUGGGUAUUGUUUCGUAUUUGACUUUAAAUUUCACGUACAAAUGGCUGAAAAGUCCAGUCAUUCAUCAAGAACUCAUAAAUUCGUCACAAACAACUGUCGUAGCUUCGUUGAAAGAAGGCUCAAGUUUGUGGUGCAUAGAUGACACCAAAUCUAAACGAAUCUGCAAAUUUCGAUAUUUGUGUUACCAUCCAGUUCAAGAUCACUUCUUGUUCUUUCAUGGUCCAGAGACGGUGAUCGAUGGAGUGCCUGAUAACCGCUUCGAUCCAGCCCUUCUGGACUUGUCCUCAGUUGACGAUCAUAACACCCAAUACUUCAAUUACGUUGACUAUCCGGUUUCUGCAUUGGAUACCUUUUCUAACAUCACCGUCAUGGAUGGCUUUAGCUUAAUAUUUAACAGAUUCAAUGCAGACAAUAUUAUGCACGUUGUUCAUGACGAUCUCCUGCCUCUGUUCCAUACAUUGAGACAGUUUUCUUGGAGUAGGUCUUCUAUUGAUCUUGAAUAUACAUUAGUUAUGAUGGAGGGAUGGAAUGAAGGCGCCUACUUUGAUCUCUACAAGUUAUUCACAAACAAACCACCACUGCUUAAAAGAGAUCUUCAAAAGCCAAAGCAAUUGAUUUGUUUUCAGCAUGGUGUCGUUGGCAUCUCCAAAUAUACAACAUGGUAUCAGUAUGGGUUCAAGGAACCACAGGGAGCCCUACCUCACACUUCAGUAACAGGACAUUAUGUGCGGCAAUUUGUUAUGUUUAUUAAAAGGAGGUUGGGGUUAGACAGUGGUUUGAUAAAUGCAUAUGAUUCUUCUUAUGUUAUACUUUGUUCAAGGGAACACAACCGUUUAAUAACCAAUGAACCGGAUUUGUCGAUGGCAAUUGCCAGACAUCUCAACAAACAAGUUAUUCAUAUCAGCAUGACAAUACACGCUUUCAAAGAACAGGUCCAACUUGUAAGCAAAGCCAGUGCACUUAUUGGAAUGCAUGGCUCAAUCUUGAUUAUGGCAAUGUUUCUACCACCCGGUGCAAAGCUUAUUGAAUUGUUCCCAUUUGGUGUCAAUCCUAAUCAUUAAACUCCUUAUCGUACCCUGGCAGAUUUACCAUGGAUGGAUAUUGUUUAUGGUGCAUGGAGAAAUGAAAUUGAAGAGAAUACAAUAACAUAUCCUCAUGAAGCACCAGAAGUUGGUGGAAUUGUUCAUCUCAGUGAUGAGGAACAAAAACAGAUCAUGGGAACGAAAGAAGUUCCAAGGCAUCUAUGUUGUAGUAAUCCCUACUGGCUUUAUAGAAUUUAUCAAGACACCACUGUUGACAUAAAAUCACUCCUACUUGUUACUGAAACAGCAGAAAACAAGCAAAGAAAGAUGUCUUCUAGGCCAAAACCUGCUUAUGACCACACACUUUACCCAAGUAAAGUUAUCAAUGUAACAUGUCAACUUCCUCCAGAGGAGCUACAGCCAGCCUUAUGGUUCUCAUGGGAACCACCCUUAAAUAUACCUUUUAUAGCUGGCAGAGAUGUGAGAUAUGAGGUGUGGAUUCAACCCAGUGGACAAGAAAAUUAUGCUGCAUACAUACUUGAUCUGACAGAGUAUACAUUUACAGAAAAUUUGCUAAGAAACACACAUUACAAUGUUUGGGUCAGGUGUAUUGUUAAUGAAAACUCUGGGCCUUUUGGUGAUGUUGCACACUGUGAAACAAAAUGACACAAGGUAGAAGCAAGUAGGAUUGCAAGGCUAUAAAUUUUUUUUCCAGACUUUGAUUUAUAUUUCUGUGUUACAUGGCUCUUCCAUUAGACCAAAUUGAACUUGAACAAGAAUGUUUGAGAUAUUUAUCAAGAAUAAUGAAUUAAAUCACAGGGAUGUUACAAAGAC
Molecule: messenger RNA, 2016 nt
Organism: Stylophora pistillata
Lineage: Eukaryota; Metazoa; Cnidaria; Anthozoa; Scleractinia; Pocilloporidae
Product: protein O-linked-mannose beta-1,4-N-acetylglucosaminyltransferase 2-like
Biological process (GO): protein O-linked glycosylation via mannose
Cellular component (GO): endoplasmic reticulum
Molecular function (GO): protein O-acetylglucosaminyltransferase activity; protein binding
Source: RefSeq, a predicted model, not a curated record